Messenger RNA from Entelurus aequoreus (snake pipefish), 4680 nucleotides. RefSeq names its product DnaJ heat shock protein family (Hsp40) member B11 (gene dnajb11). Gene Ontology annotation, biological process: protein maturation; protein folding. The coding region runs from base 134 to 1216 and encodes 360 amino acids. Gene Ontology annotation, molecular function: misfolded protein binding. The record is from RefSeq and is a predicted model, not a curated record. Gene Ontology annotation, cellular component: endoplasmic reticulum. Lineage: Eukaryota; Metazoa; Chordata; Actinopteri; Syngnathiformes; Syngnathidae. The transcript is spliced from 10 exons.
UGACAAGGCGGAAGAAGGCUUCAAGUGACUGGCAGCUACUUGGUCCAACCUUCAAAAGAAGCCGGCUCUUCUUUCCACGCUUAUUUUUGUUAAGUAUAUUUGUUGCGGGGAUUUAUAUGCUAUAUAUACAUAUAUGGCUGCCAAAGGGAUGAACCUGUGCAGGGUGUGCUGCUUGAUCCUCUGGGCUAUCACGGCGGUGUUCGCCGGGCGAGACUUUUACAAUAUUUUGGGUGUGAGCAAGAGCGCGUCGAUCAGGGACAUCAAGAAAGCGUACCGGAAGCUAGCUCUCCAGUUACACCCCGACAGGAACCAAGACGACCCCAAAGCUCAAGAUAAAUUCGCCGACUUGGGUGCAGCUUAUGAGGUUCUGUCAGACGAAGAGAAGAGGAAACAGUAUGAUGCGUAUGGCGAGGACGGUCUGAAGGAAGGACACCACAGCUCACACAAUGACAUCUUCUCCAGUUUCUUCGGCGACUUCGGCUUCAUGUUCGGCGGCAACCGGCAACAACAAGACCGAAACAUCCCCAGAGGGAAUGACAUCAUCCUCGACCUGGAGGUCACGCUGGAAGAGGUCUACUCAGGGAACUUUGUGGAGGUGGUGCGUAACAAGCCCAUAGCCAAAGAAGCUCCUGGCAAGAGGAAGUGCAACUGUCGACAGGAAAUGAGGACCACGCAGCUCGGACCGGGUCGCUUCCAGAUGACCCAGGAGAUGGUGUGUGACGAGUGUCCCAAUGUGAAGCUGGUGAACGAGGAGAGAACCUUGGAGGUGGAAAUCGAACAAGGGGUGAGAGAUGAGAUGGAGUACCCAUUCAUCGGAGAAGGAGAACCUCACGUCGACGGAGAACCUGGAGAUCUGCGCUUCCGCAUCAAAGUGCUAAAACACCGAGUGUUUGAACGUAGAGGAGAUGACCUCUACACCAACGUCACCAUCUCCCUGGUGGAGGCCAUGGUGGGCUUCGAGAUGGACAUUGUCCACUUGGAUGGACACAAGGUGCAUAUCAUGCGAGACAAGGUGACCAAGCCCGGUGCCAGGAUGUGGAAGAAAGGCGAGGGCCUGCCCAACUUCGACAACAUCAACAUCCGAGGCUCCCUCAUCAUCACCUUUGACGUGGAGUUCCCUCAGACGCAGCUGGACGAGAAGCAGAAAAAGGGUAUACGAGAUCUCCUGAAGCAAGGCUCUGUACAGAAGGUGUACAAUGGACUCCAAGGAUACUAGCAUCUCUGGUAGUGCUGCUCCCCACUGACUUGUACAAGAAACGACACAAAGGAGGACCGGCGUCAUCUCUCCAGGCCACAUUCUAUUUAUGCUUUUCAAACUCAGGAUAACUUGGAUCCUUUUGUUUUUUAUAUAUUUUUUUCUUUUUUUAAAACCACAUCCUUUUGAAAGUUAAAGGUUCCAUAAAUAGGCUUGAAUGAGAGAAAUGCUGAUUUGGUCGUCCAUCGCCACACCACACAAAAAUGUCUAAAUGAAGUCAAAAAUAUCAAUACUACAGUAGCAUCAAAGGUGCUGUUCAGCCUCAGGCAGCAUUACUAUUGGAUUAAACAGUUCAUGUCUAGAGGGAAAAAAGGUUGUACACAUGUAGCUAUGAAAAUAUUUCAUUUAUAAUUACUAAUUCCAGAGAUUUACCGCAUUUUUCGGAGUAUAAGUCGCUCCGGAGUAUAAGUCGCACCGGCCGAAAAUGCACAAUAAAGAAGGAAAAAAACAUAAGUCGCACUGGAGUAUAAGUCGCAUUUUUUGGGGGAAAAUUUAUUUGAUAAAAGCCAACACCAAGAAUAGACAUUUGAAAAGCAAUUUAAAAUAAAUAAAUAAUAGUGAACAACAGGCUGAAUAAGUGUACGUUAUAUGAGGCAUAAAUAACCAACUGAGAAGGUGCCUGGUAUGUUAACGUAACAUAUUAUGGUAAGAGUCAUUCAAAUAACUAUAACAUAUAGAACAUGCUAUACGUUUACCAAACAAUCUGUCACUCCUAAUCGCUAAAUCCCAUGAAAUCUUAUACGUCUAGUCUCUUACGUGAAUGAGAUAAAUAAUGUUAUUUGUGUUAAUAAUUUCACACAUAAGUCGCUCCUGAGUAUAAGUCGCACCCCCCGGCCAAACUAUGAAAAAAACUUGCGACUUAAAGUCCGAAAAAUACGGUAUUUGCCACAGUCAGGCCCAGAACCAAUUGACAGCAAUAAAGGAUGGUUUACCGUAAGUGAACUGAGUCGAGGGAUAUUUAAUAAUAAUUAAUGUCGCCCCCUGUUGGCUGUCAAUUACAAUGCAGGUUUUAGAGCACAGGUGUCAAACUCAAGGCCUGGGGGCCAGUAUUGGCCCGCCACAUCAUUAUAUGUGGCCUGGGAAAAGUGUGUUAAUAAAAUACUUCAUUUUUUUUUUACUAAAUGAAUAUACUUAUUUCGGUUUUGACAGGAAAAAAUGCGUACCGUACUUUUCGGAGUAUAAGUCGCUCCGGAGUAUAAGUCGCACCGGCCGAAAAUGCAUAAUAAAGAAGGGAAAAAACAUAUAUAAGUCGCACUGGAGUAUAAGUCGCAUUUUUUGGGGGGAAUUUAUUUGAUAAAAGCCAACACCAAGAAUAGACAUUUGAAAGGCAAUAUAAAAUAAAUAAAGAAUAGUGAACAACAGGCUGAAUAAGUGUACGUUAUAUGAGGCAUAAAUAACCAACUGAGAACGUGCCUGGUAUGUUAACGUAACAUAUUAUAUUAGUUAUAAAUAACUAUAACAUAUAGAACAUGCUAUACGUUUACCAAACAAUCUGUCACUCCUAAUCGCUAAAUCCCAUGAAAUCUUAUAAGUCUAGUCUCUUACGUGAAUGAGCUAAAUAAUAAUAUUUGAUAAUAUGUGUUAAUCAUUUCACACAUAAGUCGCUCCUGAGUAUAAGUCGCACCCCCGGCCAAACUAUGAAGAAAAACUGCGACUUAUAGUCGGAAAAAUACGGUAUUUGCCACAGUCAGGCCCAGAACCAAUUGACAGCAAUAAAGGAUGGUUUACCGUAAAUGGACAGAGUCGAGGGAUAUUUAAUAAUAAUUAAUGUCGCCCCCUGUUGGCUGUCAAUUAGAAUGCAGGUUUUAAAGCACAGGUAUCAAACUCAAGGCCUGGGGGCCAGUAUUGGCCCGCCACAUCAUUAUAUGUGGCCUGGGAAAAGUGUGUUAAUAAAAUACUUUUUUUUUUUUUUUACUAAAUGAAAAUACUUAUUACGAUUUUGACAGGAAAAAAUGCGUAUCUUUUAAAUGUUAUCUAAUGCCAAAUAUUACAUAUAGUGCAGUGGUUCUUAACCUUGUUGGAGGUACCGAACCCCAGCAGUUUCAUAUGCACAUUCACCGAACCCUUCUAUAGUGAAAAAUAAAAUGGUUUUUUUUCAAAUUCAAGACAAAGUUAUAUGUUUUUGGUAACACUUUAGUAUGGGGAACAUAUUCUAAGUAACAAAGACUUAAUUUAGAGUUAUUUGGUUAGGGUUAGAGGGUUAGGGUUAUAAUAAGGCCAUGCCGAAUAAGGCAUUAAUAAGUACUUAAUAAUGACUAGUUAAGAGCCAAUAUGUUACUAAUUUGCAUGUUAAUAAGCAACUAAUUAAUGGUGAAUAUGUUCCCCAUACUAAAGUGUUACCGUGUUUUAUUACUGGUGCAUAAAAUGAAGCGUGCAUGAACAUCACCUUGUUCAAACAACAAAACCAACACAGUGCAUAAACUCACAACAAAUGACACACCUGCAAAUCAGUCUGACUUCUGCUGUUGCCGUAUCCGUAAUACGCCGAUAGGGAGAAGUUUUUAUUUACACGAUGAGUCGGGUGUGUCUUGACGUCCGCCAAACCCCUGAGCCUGACUCACUGAACCCCUAGGGUUCCAUCGAACCCAGGUUGUGUAUUACAAAAAUAUGUUAGUAAAGAUAAAAAUAAACAGUUGAAUAUUUGCUUGUCACCUUUUAUGUAUGAUUUGUACGUGAAACAAUCUAAUAAGUGCAUAGGCAAUAAUGUAAUAUGAGGUGAUAACUGGUACACAUUCAUAUCCAUCCAUUUUCUACCGCUUGUCCCUUUUUGGGGUGGCGGGGGGUGCUGGAGCCUAUCAGCUGCAUUCGGGCGGAAGGCAGGGUGCACCCUGGACAAGUCGCCACCUCAUCACAGGGCCAACAUAGACAAUAUUCAGACUCACAUUCACACACUAGGGCCAAUUUAGUGUUGCCAAUCAAUCUAUGAUUUAAUCACCGGUGCCGCGUGCAUAAUUUUAAUGAAUAAAAAAGCAUCCCUAUGAAGGCAGCCAUUACUGCGAUGUGGCCCUCGAUGAAAUAAGAGUUUAGAGGCAUUGUCAAGUCCCUGUCGCCAUCUUUGACGUGGUCUUUUGUUGACCGCUAAGAAAUCCACAGUAGAAUACUGUAAUAUAUAAGCACUAACAUGGAAUAUUUCCCUGUUUAAAAUGGCCCUAAUUCUACAGGAGUGUUUUAUUUUGAAGGAAGGCUUUACACUUCCUACAGUGCCUCUUUUUACUGACCCCCUUUUUCUGGUCUUGACAUUAAAUAAAAAGACUUUAAAUAUCAAAUGUUUCCUAAAAAAAAAAAAAGUGCUUUUAGGAUAAAAGUCCCUUCUUUUGUGUCGUAUGUAUAAACGCUGCCCCCUUUGUUUGUAUGACAUUGCAACAGCCAUCAAUGUGAAUCUUGUUUUGUUUUUUUUGGUUUGGAAGGAAAAAUAAAAGAUUUAU